Molecule: messenger RNA, 1191 nt
Organism: Pieris brassicae (large cabbage white)
Lineage: Eukaryota; Metazoa; Arthropoda; Insecta; Lepidoptera; Pieridae
Product: carbonyl reductase [NADPH] 1-like
Exons: 3
Coding region: 204-1043 (279 amino acids)
Molecular function (GO): carbonyl reductase (NADPH) activity
Source: RefSeq, a predicted model, not a curated record
UAUAAAACAAGCUGCACGCGCACAGCGAUCGCAAAAAAUCUGAAGUUUAUAUUUAUAUGGUAAUCAGUGAAGUAAAGUCAUAUUUACUAUUUUACAGAGGAAAUUAAAGUGUAACAAGUGAUUCAAUUUCUUCUAUUUCAAGAUUUCGUUUACACAUUUGACAAUAAUUGUGUAGUAUAAUACUAAUAAUAAUUUUCAGAAAAAUGGCUCCGAAAGUAGCCGUUGUUACCGGAUCAAAUAAAGGAAUCGGUUUUGCCAUCGUGCGUGCUCUCUGUAAGCGAUUUGAUGGUGAUGUUUACCUUACAUCUAGAGAUUUAAAUCGGGGUCAGAAUGCAGUCGCUGAACUUAACAAAGAAGGCCUGCGUCCGAAAUACCAUCAACUGGACAUCACAGACCCUAAGAGCGCUGAAAAGUUACGUGAUCAUUUAAAAGAAAAUUAUGGGGGUUUAGAUAUUCUAGUGAACAAUGCUGCUAUUGCUUUUAAAGUAAAUGCUCCAGAACCCGUCGCAGUUCAGACGGAACAAACUUUGUUUGUUAAUUACUACUCUGUUCUAUCGACUUGCGAGAUACUCUUUCCAAUUUUACGCAAUGGUGCAAGAGUGGUUAACAUAACAAGUUCCUGUGGGCAUUUGACUAAAAUCAAGAGUGAGAAGUUGAGGAAUCGGUUUAAGGAUCCUAAUCUAACUAUAGAAGGCUUGUGUAACAUGAUGCAAGAAUAUAUUGAGGCAGCAAAACAAGGUACUCAAGCAGCAGACUGGGGAAAUUCAAGCUAUGCUGUUGCUAAGGUUGCUAUAACAGCAUUGUCCAAGAUACAACAAAGAAUGUAUGCUGAUAGAGAUAUUAUAGUAAAUGCAGUGAACCCUGGUUAUGCGGCCACUGAUAUGACUUUACAUAAGGGAAGGCUAACUAUUGAUCAAGCGGCAGUUGCUCCAGUUUACUUAGCAUUAGAUGCUCCAGACUCUGUUAAAGGGCAGUAUGUUUGGAAGGACAAGAGUGCAAUCAGUUGGGAAGAGGAAUUGGCUGAUCCAGACUAUAUUAUAUAAAGACUAUAAUAAAGCUUAUAUUAUAUGUUAUCCUAUAUGAUGAAAGUUUUUGAUGUUUACAAUAAGAUAUCAGAAUGAGGCUCGGCUGCUCUUAACAUUUCUGUAACUUUUGUAGAUUUUCUAAAUAAUAAAAGAUUUAUUAAUGUUA